Messenger RNA from Cryptomeria japonica (Japanese cedar), 1789 nucleotides. Its product is annotated as (R)-mandelonitrile lyase-like. Gene Ontology annotation, molecular function: flavin adenine dinucleotide binding; oxidoreductase activity, acting on CH-OH group of donors. NCBI's taxonomy places the organism in Eukaryota, Viridiplantae, Streptophyta, Pinopsida, Cupressales, Cupressaceae. The coding region runs from base 20 to 1639 and encodes 539 amino acids. The transcript has 4 exons. The record is from RefSeq and is a predicted model, not a curated record.
AGGAACCCUCUGAGAGAAAAUGGAGCUUCUACUCCUCAUUCCAUGCCUCCUAUUCUUGGCCACUAUGCAGGCAGCCACACCCACAUCUGGUGCUGCUCCUUCCUAUCCAUACCCAUUUAUGACUGUGGAUGCUGAGAAAGCAGCUGCAAGAAGAUACGAUUAUAUCAUCGUUGGAGGAGGUACAGCUGGCUGUCCUCUCGCUGCAACUCUCUCACAAAACUUUACUGUUUUGUUAAUGGAGAGAGGAGGAUCUCCUUAUGGGAAUCCUGACAUUGAGAAUACCAAUGCUUAUGGGAAGCCAUUGAGAGAAACUGAUAAUUACACUUCCAUAGCUCAGGGAUUUGUAAGCGAGGAUGGAGUGCAGCUUGACAGAGCCAGAGUUUUGGGAGGUGGAACUGCUAUUAAUGCUGGGUUUUAUAGUAGGGCAAGCUUGGCAUAUAUUAGACGGAUGGGAUGGGAUGAGAAACUUGUAAAUGAGUCAUUUUUGUGGGUGGAGAAAAUGAAUGCUUUUAAACCAGAUCCCCUUUCUCUCUGGUCGUCGGCUACAAAAGAUGCACUUCUCGAAGCGGGAGUGCUUCCAUACAAUGGGUAUACUCUGGAUCAUUUGGAGGGCACCAAGAUUGGUGGUUCCACCUUUGAUAACAAUGGCAAACGACAUACAGCUGCAGAUCUCCUGAAGUAUGCAAACCCAGAUAAUAUUGUGGUUCUGCUCAAUGCUACCGCCUCGAGAAUUCUCUUCAAAUCAUCAUCAGGAAAGUUGAAGGCUCGUGGUGUAGAAUUCAUAAAUUCUAUUAAUGGUAGUUCUUAUCAGGUAUUAAUUGAUGAAUCAUCAAAUUGCAGUGAGGUAAUUCUGUCAUCAGGAAGUAUAGGAAGCCCUCAGUUAUUACUCUUGAGUGGAAUAGGUCCCUCUCACCAUCUCAAAAAACUAAAUAUACCCGUCCUAAAACAUCUACCUUCGGUUGGCCAAGGGAUCCAAGAUAAUCCCCUUGUAGCAAUAGGAGUACAAUCCCCUAUACCACUUAAUUUUUCUAGCAUACAAGUAGUGGAUAUUUUGAAAAAUUCUCAGAUUUACAUAUAUGGUUCUAGCUUUGUGCAGAAUGUUAGUACAAAUGAUUCUAAUUUUAUAAAUCAAUAUGUUGGUGGAAUAUUUCAGAAAGUAGCAUUUCCCUUAUCAAGAGGCAAUCUAAGCUUAAUUAGCAAGGAUCCUAGAAACAAUCCCUCUGUUCGCUAUAACUACUAUUCUAAACCUCAAGAUCUAGAGAAAUGUGUGCAAGGGCUUAGGGUAAUAGCAAACAUGUUUGAAACAAAUUCUAUCCGGAAUUUUGCAUAUAAUGAGUCUAGUGGCACAAGUGGGUUACGUUUCAUUGGGUCAACUCUACCAAAGAAUACAUCAAAUGACACAGUCAUGGGCAAGUUUUGCAAAGAAAAUCUCUCCACUAUUUGGCACUUCCAUGGGGGGUGUGGUGUUGGUUCUGUGAUUGACAGGAGGUAUAGGAUCAAAGGUGUUAUUUCUCUAAGGGUCGUUGAUGGAUCCACUUUCAAGGAUGGUCCUGGAACUAAUCCACAAGCAACCACCAUGAUGCUUGGAAGGUAUGUAGGAGUAAAGAUUCUACGAGAGCAUGAAUUUCUUCAUGAGUAAUGGAUAAUUUUCUACGCUUCAUUGACUUUCUCACAAGCCUUUGCGAUUGGAAUUUUUCAAUAUCAUAUGAACUAUUUUUCUUACAUAUGAUAAGAAAUCACAACCCAAUAUAAUAGAAUGGUUUUAGAAUGGAUGUUUUUAAUGUAUCAU